Molecule: messenger RNA, 645 nt
Organism: Pyrenophora tritici-repentis Pt-1C-BFP
Lineage: Eukaryota; Fungi; Ascomycota; Dothideomycetes; Pleosporales; Pleosporaceae
Source: RefSeq, a predicted model, not a curated record
AUGUCUCCACGUACUGCUAUGCUGAACAAACUGGCUGUGAAGCAUGGUCUCCCCGAACUCUCGCCCACAUCUGUUACAGAUCCAGGGCCCGGUCUUGACCAUCCCAACUCCCGUAACAUCAACGCAUACCCUGCUUCACCACCUUAUUCCAUACGAUCCUUCUCUUCCACCGCUCCACACUCGCCGCCAGCUCCAUCUAUCCACAUCGCCAACGGCGUAGAGUCCGAAGCUACAUCCCCCAUCGAUCCGUCAGGCACCAUGCUCUUCUACACAUCCAACCGCAGCGUCGACUCUGGUCUCCUUGGCGUUCCUCCCCUCUCUGAACCUCAAGUAGCCGAGUACCGCUUCUGGCGUCCCUGCGGCCGUCGCGUGUGCGGUUUUGGAUGCGGUACCGCGAAUGUAGGCGAGGCUGCUGCCGCCAAGCGACUUUUCCGCGAUGUCGAAGAAGUCGUUCUUAAAGAUGAUGAACAGAGUGAGGAUGGGAGUGUGGGUGCAUAUGGGUAUGGUCUUGAUGGUCAAGUUGAACAGAGCUCGAGUGAAGGGAGUGCGGAGCAUGUUACGAGCACGUGGGCUGGUAGGCGUCUUGUUACCGAUUGGAAUCAGUUUUUGUCUGGGUGUGAGCGGGAGGGCGUUGCGCCGUUCUGA